UUUAUAGAAACUUUCUCCUUCCUAUUUAUGUUAUUCCAAAGAAAAAGAAAGUACGUAUGAAUUGGUUAGAGUAUAAGUUUCUCAACCGCAUAGCCUCUACCGGGUCUUUACAAUAAAUUCCUCGUAAAUACAUUACUUUAUUGGUGUUACCUUUAAUAAUAUACUCUGGUAGAUCCUCAUACGAUUCAAACACAACUUUUGGAGAAUUUGUUGUUGCCAUUUGCCAACUAUUUUGAUUUCCGUGUCUUGAAUGAAAGCAUGGAGGUAACAGAGAGGCCAAAAGCAAAUCGUUAGAAAAAAAAGUCUCACGACGCCAUUCUGAUCUGAGUAUGAAACAAGCCAUCUUGCUUGGUGUUGUGAGAGGCCCCUUACUCCACAUUAUCAUUUUUCGAGCGAAAUUGCCCUGGAUUAAAAUCAAAAGCAAAAAUAGUGCCCCUUCUAUCCUUUUUCAAUCGACCUUUUCAUUUCCCAGAAAAAUUAUGUUAUCGGCAGAACCAGCUUAUGCACUUGCACGGGCAACAUUUAAGCGUGCUCAACGUGGACUAUUUGGCGGAAAGCACAUUCAGUUUGGUAAUAAUGUCCCUUUUUCAAAGCACAAAACCAGACGUAAUUGGCUACCCAACGUACAGAACAAAAGCUUAUAUUCAGAAACUCUCAACAAAUACAUUGAAGUGAAAGUGACUACAUCUGUUUUGAGAACUAUUGAUAAGAAAGGAGGAUUAGAUGGAUACUUAUUGAAUACAAAAGACAAGAAUUUGUUCAGUGAAAAAGCAUUAGAGUUGAAAGCUAAGCUUAAGAAUGCAAAGAAAUACCAGCCAAAGCAAAAAAACUCGCUAAAACAACAACAACAGCAAACUGUGGUUGAGAUUAGAGAAGGUUCUUCAACAGCUGCAACAACUCAAGCCUUGUAAAUAAGUCGAAUCUAUUGUGUAGACCGUGGUCUAUCUUCAUUACAUACUUUCAGUACAUAUAUAAAGUCAGGAAAACGUUGUGACGACGAUUUCACAGUUAUAAAUCCUCCUUCUCCUUCUAGCCUGUCAAAUAAAAUACC
Messenger RNA from Mycotypha africana, 1051 nucleotides. RefSeq names its product ribosomal L28 family-domain-containing protein. Gene Ontology annotation, molecular function: structural constituent of ribosome. NCBI's taxonomy places the organism in Eukaryota, Fungi, Mucoromycota, Mucoromycetes, Mucorales, Mycotyphaceae. The coding region runs from base 330 to 911 and encodes 193 amino acids. Gene Ontology annotation, cellular component: mitochondrial large ribosomal subunit. The record is from RefSeq and is a predicted model, not a curated record. The transcript has 2 exons.